Molecule: messenger RNA, 2015 nt
Organism: Zingiber officinale
Lineage: Eukaryota; Viridiplantae; Streptophyta; Magnoliopsida; Zingiberales; Zingiberaceae
Exons: 5
Coding region: 129-1817 (562 amino acids)
Cellular component (GO): cytoplasm
Molecular function (GO): deoxynucleoside kinase activity
Source: RefSeq, a predicted model, not a curated record
AAUAAUCAAUACGGGGACAGACCCCAGUUUACACCUCCCGCCGAAAACCCUAAUCCUCUCUAGUUCCCUUCGUGACUCCCUCCUCCUUCUACGUUUCUUCAUGUACUCCAGUAGCAACAGCGGAAGUCAUGCGCAAGCUCUGGCGUGGAACACCCGUACUAUCUGUUGCCGGCUGCCUUGAGACCGCAGUCGCCAGACCGCUCCUACUCGCUCCAAUGCAAUCCCUCCGCCUCCCUCUUUCUAGCUCCGUCUCCACUCUCGUUCCUAUCCGUCGUCCCUGCAGGAACGCAUGUCCUGCUUUCCGAUUUCCAGAAGAUGCGCUCAGUCUCUUCGGACCGGCUCGAGCUUCAGAUUCGGCUUCCUUGUCCCGCGGCGGAUGGUCGAGGAGUUUCAGGACGGUCGAAGCUAAGAGGACCCGGGAGAAAGGUGGGGACUUGGAGAGCACUGCCGAAGUGGAACAGGAGGAGAAGGAUGGGGUUAUGGACAGGGAUAAAAGAAGUGGGGCAACGCGGCAGACAACCAUAAAGCCGGUGGACAGGAGGGUACGGGAAGGAGCUUCAUUGGAUGCUCCCGCUGCCCUGUCACCGAGCUUAGAGUUGUUAGCGAUUCCUGGGGUUGGGCCUCGGAAUCUAAGGAAGCUGGUCGACAAGGGUUUUGAAGGCGUGGAUCAGCUCAAACAACUUUACAUAGAUAAGGUUGUUGGUAAAUCAAGCCAGAAGAUGGUUGAAUACCUAAAAAGCUCCAUAGGUAUCAUCCACAAAAACCAUGCAGAGAGCAUAACCUCCUUUAUCAAAGAAAAAGUGGAAGAAGAGUUGAAAGAUGAUACUACCAAGUCUAAUAUCAGGCUUCCACCUAACAAUAGACUUACCUUCUGUGUUGAAGGGAAUAUCAGUGUGGGGAAGACUACUUUUCUUCAAAGGAUAGCUAAUGAAACAAUUGAACUACGUGAUCUAGUGGAAAUAGUUCCUGAGCCUAUUGCCAAGUGGCAGGAUGUUGGUCCUGAUCACUUCAAUAUAUUGGAUGCCUUCUAUGCUGAGCCACAAAGGUACGCAUACACCUUUCAGAAUUAUGUAUUUGUAACGAGGGUCAUGCAGGAAAGAGAAUCAGCUUCUGGAAUAAAACCUCUCAGGCUGAUGGAAAGAAGUGUCUUCAGUGAUAGAAUGGUAUUUGUAAGAGCUGUUUAUGAGGCCAAAUGGAUGAAUGAAAUGGAAAUUAGCAUCUAUGAUUCAUGGUUCGAUCCGGUUGUAUCGAGCCUUCCGGGGCUAAUUCCUGACGGGUUCAUUUAUCUUAGAGCUAGCCCUGAUACUUGCCACAAGCGUAUGAUGCUGCGUAAGAGAGAAGAAGAAGGAGGUGUCAGUUUGGACUACUUGAGGGAUCUACAUGAGAAACAUGAAAGUUGGCUGUUCCCUUCACAAAAUGGAAAGCAUGGUGUAUUAUCAGUCAGUCAGUUGCCUCUGCAUAUGGAUAAAUCUGUACAUUUGGAUAUUAAAGGUCGUGUGUUUCUUUUAGAAGGUGAUCAUAUGCAUCCAACUAUCCAAAAGGUUCCAGCUUUAGUUCUGGAUUGUGAACCCAACAUUGAUUUUAACAGGGACAUUGAAGCCAAACAGCAGUACGCACGGCAAGUUGCUGAGUUCUUCAAGUUCGUGAAGAAAAAGAAAGAAGCUACAUCUGCAGAAAGAAACAGUGACUCAAAGAGCAAAAGUCAUAACAUAUUGCUUCCCCAAGAAGGUGAUCUGUGGAUUCCUAAAGGCUCUUGCCUACCUGAAUCUGUCCUAAAAUCCAUGGACUUGAAGAGAGCAAUGUCCAUCCUCUCGUAGUUGAUGUCCUAAAAAUGAGAAGCUUCUGUCGAUGUAAUUCACAGUGCUGUCGAUGAUGUAAGUUUGUAAUUUCUACGAAGAAAAUUAAAGAUUGAACGGUCAUCAGUCCUCACGUAAACAAGAAGUUAGAAUUUUAGGCUCCUGUUCUGUAAAUGGUAGAUGGAUGCUUGUAUGAUAGAUAAUUCUCCAGAUUUGUUA